Molecule: messenger RNA, 2156 nt
Organism: Salmo salar (Atlantic salmon)
Lineage: Eukaryota; Metazoa; Chordata; Actinopteri; Salmoniformes; Salmonidae
Product: eukaryotic translation initiation factor 4E
Biological process (GO): translational initiation
Cellular component (GO): eukaryotic translation initiation factor 4F complex; cytoplasm
Molecular function (GO): translation initiation factor activity; RNA 7-methylguanosine cap binding
Source: RefSeq, a predicted model, not a curated record
CCAUUCACAUGCUCUUGAACUAAAAAGGCUUCCGUAUAUUUUUGAGUGAUUCGUGACGCACCAGCUCCGAACGGACAGGAUCAUUUUUACAGGCAAGAUGGCGACUUCGGAGCCGGUAAGCGAGAUCGAGAAUGCACCUGAAACAGAAGAUCCCCAACCUGAAGUAAUCCCCACUGCACCACCUGUGGUCACUGGUUCUGAGCAGUACAUCAAACACCCCCUGCAAAACAAAUGGGCCCUGUGGUAUUUCAAAAAUGACAAGAGCAAAAGCUGGACAGAGAACCUCCGUCUCAUCGCAAAGUUUGACACAGUGGAAGACUUCUGGGCAUUAUAUAACCACAUACAGCAGCCCAGUAAGUUAGGCUUCGGCUGUGACUACUGCUUAUUUAAGGAUGGAGUGAAGCCUAUGUGGGAAGAUGACAAGAACAAGCUGGGUGGGAGGUGGCUGAUGACCCUCAGCAAACAGCAGAGACAAAUCGACCUUGACCGCUACUGGAUGGAGACGCUGUUGUGUUUAAUCGGCGAGUCGUUUGACGAGGCCAGUGAGGACGUGUGUGGCGCGGUGGUCAAUGUCCGACCCAAGGGAGAUAAAAUAUCCAUCUGGACUGGGAACUGUCAGAACAAGGAAGCCAUCGUGGCGAUAGGACAACAGUAUAAAGAGCGCCUGAGUAUCCCCAUCACGCUCCUGAUUGGCUACCAGUCACAUGACGACACGUCUAGCAAGAGUGGUUCCACCACAAAGAACAUGUACUCAGUCUGAUCAACAACACCCACCACCAACUCAACUACAAACCCACUAGAGCUGGGCGAUAUGGACCAAAAUCCAUAUCACGAUAAAUUGACUGAAUUAUCACGAUAAAUUGAAUGAUAAGUUUAUAACAUUAAUGUGCACCACAGUUAUUUUUUAUAUUACCCCUACAACAACUACUACUACUACUACUUUGAAUGUUGUAGCUAUCAAUUGUCCCAUUAACAGUCACCCAUAUUGGCUAAUUUAUUUCAUUUCAAACUUCACAUUUCUCUAGUAGGGUCCUAUAGGUUAUCGUAAUGAACAAUAUCAGCCAAAUGUCCACGGUAAGUGGUCGGUGUCGAUACUUUUCAGUUUAUCGUCCCAGCUCACUGCAUCACCAACACAUUCAUACUUUUCAGUUGUCAACUACUGUUGGUGUCCUUCCUCUUUACAGACGAGAUAAUUGUUCAAACGUGUACAAAGUUAGGGCCGCCUCCCUGACACCUGAUUGGCCGGCUGGCUAACUGACGGAUCUUGUCCGGAAGAAAAGGAGAACAGCUGAAGCUGUUGGGAUUUGAGCUAGAAGAUCGUUAAAUAAAUGACGUAAUUUUAGAUUUGGUGAGUAUAUGUGAAUAAUAAUGCCAGUGGCUUCCCCCCUACUAGUGUAGCUGAUGAGAAGAUGUCGUUUAAGGCUUGGUUAAAAACACCUUCCUUCGCUGUAAACCCAAUUCCUUUUCUCAUGCAGAGUUUACUAUCACUUUCUGUUAUGAAAAGCCUUUCUCACCAACCACCCAGGAUAGGAAAAAGUAGACAAGAUUCAUUUAGUCAGAUUUUAAAGGGCAGCCAGCAUUUUAACCUGCUUUACUUGGAGGUGUUUAGCAUGAUAAGGGAUUGCAGAUGCACCUGCUACAGAAAAGACAACAGUAGUGGUCACACGGUCUUAAGUGUGGAUAUUUUGGAAGAAAGACCACGAAGUUCCAGCCAUGCUGGGAUUGAGGAUUCUUUGCUUGUAAAACUUUUUUUUCUUCUCCCCCCUUUCCCUAUUUAUUUAUAUCCAUUGAGGUUAAACUACUUAGUUGGAGGGCAACCAUUAAAAAAAAAAAACUCAAUUUCCUUACAAUAUUUUUUUCUGUUUUGUUUUUUGUUAUUGAGGAUGUUAAUGACAUGGACUACUGCUUAAUAUAGAACCUUUUUUACAGUGUAUCAUAGCAAGUAAAGAUGCCUGGACAAGUUUUAGGUCUGCUUCUCACCGUUUUCUUUCUAAGAAAAACUGUAACAUUUCGCACUACUCUCUGGGGCUGGUGCGAGUGGAGAAGAAAGGAUAUCUUCCUCUCUAUCCAUCGUUAAAUGAUUUUGCUCAUAUUGUAUCUUAAUGUAUAUUACCUUCUUUCAAGUAAAGGUUAAGUGCUUUGCAUUAAAACCAGAA